Tachysurus fulvidraco (yellow catfish) is the source of this 3188-nucleotide messenger RNA. Its product is annotated as heat shock factor protein 5-like. Lineage: Eukaryota; Metazoa; Chordata; Actinopteri; Siluriformes; Bagridae. The transcript has 3 exons. The coding region runs from base 64 to 666 and encodes 200 amino acids. Gene Ontology annotation, molecular function: DNA-binding transcription factor activity; sequence-specific DNA binding. The record is from RefSeq and is a predicted model, not a curated record. Gene Ontology annotation, biological process: regulation of DNA-templated transcription.
UCCAGAGGUCCGCGAGUGCUUAAGUGUUUCUGUAUCUUACACUGACUUUAAACGCUUCUUAAAAUGAGUGGAAACGUCGAUUCAACAAAAGGAGCCGAUAUAUCAGCUGGGAUGGAAGUCCGGAUCAACCGAAGAAACUUUCCAAUCAACUUGUGGAAUUUGGUGAAUGAUCCUCAGAUUUGUUCAAUCUGCUGGGAUGACAGUGGGGAAGGAAUUCUAAUCUGUCCAGAGGCCUUCAAAGCUGAAGUGUUGUCUAAAGCCAACAAGGAGAAGAUCUUCAGAACUACUAAUUUCAUCAAUUUUGUUCGUCAGCUAAACCUGUAUGGCUUCAGGAAAGUUUGCCCAGACUACAAGAUCACAUUGACAGAAGUGAGCUUCAUACAGAACUAUUUUAGCCCCAACUUCAAACGGGCCAAACCGGAGCUUCUGGCGAAGCUAAAGAGACUCACACCUUCCAACAGGGCCAAGCUUGCCACUGGGCAAGAUGUCUCCAACCACCCAAGUACUUUUCAUCCAGUGCUGUAUUCACCUGACAUCUCUGCUGUUGUCGAGAAUCAUUGCUGUAUCCCAGGCUCUUUGGAUUCCAACAUGCCCUGCUCCCAACAAGAAGUUGCCUCCUCCGCUCAUUGUGGCUAUUAUCCUGUGAGAGCUGAGAAACUUUUUUAGUUUACAUACUAAUCAAAAGGAAUUGUCAGUGCAAUUAUUUUAGCCUGUGUAGCUACAAUAAGGUUUGGUAGGAAUGUAAACUUUAAACCUUAUUGUGUGGUCUAACACAGAACCACUUAUUGUCCUGGACUCAUGUAGCCACCUCCAGUACACUGGCCAGGAUCUAAACUGGGAAUUAGAUGUCCAGGACAACUUAUUUAGCCACCUUCUUUACACUGAAACAAUGCACAGAAACGUGGGGCCUGAUGCAUGAAAUGUACUAAAUGAUUUAUUCAACCAAGUUAUUUAUUUUUUGUAGCUUCUAUACACUGAUUUGUUAAAGAUUUGGAAAUAAGUUAUGAACAACUUUCUAAUAUUUAACAAAAGAUCUGAAACAAGAAUCAGUACAGUAGAAUAUUGAAUAUGCACAGUUUUGCCUAAGAACUAUAGGCUGAUAGUGGUGUAGAACAUGCAUGAAGCUUUAAACAGUGCCCUAGAGGUUUAACUUACAGAGAUUGGUCAGUCAUUGCAUUGUGCUCUGAGCAGACAUCAUUUCAUCAUUUGGAUGAUAUUGAAUUUAUUUUCCUGCACCCAGAGCAGUAAUAGAUUGACAGUAGUGAAUCAUGUAGUUGUAGUUGAGCUCCACACACAGCAGUUCUCCAGUGCUCUGUUGCUCAGUCUAACAGUACGCUGUAAAAAGGGAUUCGUUGUCCAUAAUGAUAUGAUAAGUAACUAUUACUUAAAACAUUAAAUAAUAAACACGUGCAUAAAACUUGAAUGCUUUGUGAACGUGAACUUAAGACUGUGCAUAUAGUCAAGUUAAUAAGGUGAGUGUGGACAAAAUAUGUUAAAAGUAGGUAAAUGUAGCAUAAAAAAUGUAAGCAUUUAAAUUAAAAGUAUAAGUAUUUAUUUAUACUUAAAGCUUUAAAUUGUACUUAUAAAUCUUAUAGAUUACAGCAUGGUUGUCUAGGUCGGCAUCGAUCACUACCAUGUGUUUAUCCGAAUUGUCCAUGUUCAUUUAAGAUAUUAAACUCCCUUAGUUUACACUUGAAUAGGCACCAUGUCCCUGAUGAUAUACACACACCUGGGGAGCACAUUUCCUUCUCAUGUCAACAUUGUGCCUCUGUCACAUUUCCAACAGACACUGACUUGUUCACACAUCUCACACAGCAUCUAAAUAAUCUUAAACUGUUGUGUUUUUAACCAUGGUGAUUUUCAGAAAAAAAAUUUAUGGCACAUUUGCUGUUCACAAAAGCAGAAAGCAGAAACAUCAAACAUGCAUUUUUAACAACACAAAAUGCACUAAACACAAUCAUGAGUAAUGACAACGAGAUGACUUACAGGGAAUGCCUUAUUAACAGAGGAUGUCUUUUGAUUAAUGAAUGCCCAUAACCUGAACAAUCUGUCUUUGAAAAAGUUUCUUUGACAUCACUAAAAUAUAGUAUUUUACUGAAGAGGUCACAUGCUACUUUCUUGCGAUACCUCAUGUGACCACAAGAUGUCACUUAUCUGCAUUUUACACCUGGCAAUGCCAGAACAGUGUACCUGUCUGAAAAAAACAUAAAAUCUCAGGCAUUAUGAGGUGAGUUUAUGGAGUGCAUAGCAUGCAAUUUACUUGAUGUUUGAUAUAAUAUAGCAGUUUAUUGACCAUCAACCAUCUGUAAAGUGAAUUCCAAACUCAUUAUCACCUUAACCACAACAAUCAGUGGUGUGUAUGUGACAGAGACAUGUUUAAUAUCUUAUUAAGAAAGGUAAAAAAUAAUACCAAGGCUUAUUAGGUUUUAUUAUGUUAUAAAUGUAACACUGUUCAAAAUUGAAUAUCCUCAUGGGGAAAUAUACCAGCAGGAACUGCCACAUGUGCUUAGGAUUGUCACAAAAGGAGGCUCCAGAGAUUAUGCCAUAGAGACUGUGAUAGUGCUGGAAGGCAUCAAGGUCUUGAGAGUGUUGACAGUUGUUGCAACGACCUGUGUUUUGCUUCUAGGCCUAAUAUAUGCAGUUAAUCUGAGUUACCCCAAAGAACUCAGAUACACAUAUCUUCUAGAAAAUCUAGAAGAUUUUACUGAGUAAAAUAAAUAAAUAAAUAAAUAAAUAAUGUGUUUGAAGAACAAGCUUUAUUGUUGACCUGAUUAAAAACAUUUGGCCAUUUUGACCAUUCUGUUCAACACGAAUGAUGAAAGACACAGGUCUUGAUAAAUUUUGUUUCAUUUUCUUAAGAGAGCUGACAAAGAGAAUAGAAAUGACCUGUAUUAUUUUCAUGUCUUUAAUUACUUCUUCCUGUAUUGUUAUUAAGAAUUAUUUAUAUUUACAUUUUUCAUUAGGAGUCCUAAACAGUUUAAAUGUCAUUGUUUUGACAAAAAUAAUGAUAAUAAAAUAUAUUUACUUAACUUAUUUAUGCCUUACUCAUGGUUCCACACUGUACGUCUGUUUUCAGCCGUGUUAGAAAUUAUCUUGCAUAGAAAUGUAAAGGUUGAACAAAUAUUAAUUUUUUUCAAAGUAAUUUUAUUUUUCGUCAGUUAAAAAAAACUUAUUAGUCUGCACUUGUC